CCUCUCAUGGUUCUGGUAUUGGCCUCGACUCUCUGGAGAAUGCAUUCGGCCUUGCUCAUCGGCCUUCUCACCUCCGCCGCCGUCGUACUAACUUUUUGUGCGGCGACCGUUGCGUGCGUCAGGAUGUUCCGCAGGCGCAUACUGUCGUCCGCUGGGUGCUUUCGGGACUUGGGCCGCUUGGAGAUGGGUCCAGGCCAGGCCCGCGUCGCCGAUGAGACCGAGCCGGAGAAGGGGAAUCCGGCGACGAAGCAGGCGGCGGUUCCCCGGCGGUUCAGGUGGGAUGAGGUAGAUUCGGCGACCGGUAAGUUCUCCCUCUCCGCGGUGGUCGGCGAGGGGGGAUCCAGCACCGUCUACCUCGCCCGCUUCUCGGAUUGCUCCUCGCUCGCCGCCCUCAAGCUACACCGCCCCAGCGAGCGGCUCCACCAUGCGUUCCGCCAGGAGCUCGACGUCCUCCUACGGCUCCGCCACCCGCACAUCGUCCGCCUCCUCGGUUAUUGCGACGACCGCGAGGCGGAAGGGGCUUUGGUGUUCGAGUACGUGGCGAACGGGAGCCUCCACGAGAAGCUCCAUGGAAGCGGCGGGGAGGUGCUGCCGUGGGCGCGGCGGAUGGCGGUGGCGCACCAGGUGGCGCAGGCGCUGGACUACCUCCACGAGGGCUGCGACCCCCAGGUGGUGCACGGCGACGUGAAGGCCGCGAACGUGCUCCUCGACGGGCGGAUGGCGGCGAAGCUGUGCGACUUCGGAUCCUCGCGGGUGGGUUUCUCGGCGGCGGUGGCGCCGCCGCGAUCCGGGCGGACCAUGGUGGUGGGCUCGCCGGGGUACGUCGACCCGCACUACCUGCGGUGCGGGGUGAUCUCCAAGAAGAGCGACGUCUACAGCUUCGGGGUGCUGCUGCUGGAGCUGGUCACCGGCGCGGAGGCAUUCGACGCGGAGAGGGAGAGACGGCUGACGGCCGAAAUGGCCCCUGCGUUGCGGGACCCGCAGGGCCGGGCAUCGGAGGCGGUGGACCCCGGUUUAUCAGGGGAGUACGACGCCGGAGAGGCGGCCGAGGUACUAAGAAUGGCGGCGAUGUGCCUCGGGGACAACCCUAGCCUCCGCCCGUCGAUGUCACACGUGGCGGCGAUGCUGCGACAGAAGACAGCGGCGGCGUCCAUCGAGUCGGUCGCAGCUCAUUACCUAAAAGAGAGUUUUGUUAAAGAAAUGUGAGAUAAGAAGGGUAGACAUCAGACAUCACAUGGCGCCAAUCGAAGUAAUUACUCCAUGUCCUGUGCUAUUGUUGACUCCGUGAAGGCUGUUGCUAUGGGCAUUCAAUUCUCUCUUAGUUUUGUUGAAGCUGGCAUUAAAUUUGUUCAGCUACCGAGCUCUUCAGAUUACUUGUGCAGUAGGGGAGCCGAGGCCUAAGCCUCUGACAGGCAUGUAAUGAGCUUGCUUAAAGCUGGAUAAUGAAAAGUCAAGUGUGUUUCUUGUAGUGCCACAAGAGUGGUGGUCAGGCCACAAAUGGAUGGCAUGGAAGCUGAAAGCAGAGGCAGUCGACCUGCUUUCCAGCCGCUCUGCUAGGCUGGAAGUCAUGGAAGGGUCACUCUCAGUCUCGAGGACUAGUGUGAUCUUUAAUUUGUCGAGUAUAUAGAGUCUGGUACCAUGAGUUGAGCACAUGGUCUUCUCCUUGGUGAUUGGAGUUCCAAAAUCGGGAGAGGUCCACUUAAAUAAAUUAAGUAUGCAAGAGUAGUCCGGUGUAUAAAACUUUCUUCAAUGCGGAUCCUGGAAAGGGUUAGUUUUAUUUUAUUUUGUAAAAGACUGAUUCACAACUCGAAUCAGUAAUAUUCAGAUCACAUCGUAAUAAUUUUACCUUUGCUU
Molecule: messenger RNA, 1854 nt
Organism: Zingiber officinale
Lineage: Eukaryota; Viridiplantae; Streptophyta; Magnoliopsida; Zingiberales; Zingiberaceae
Product: salt tolerance receptor-like cytoplasmic kinase 1
Exons: 3
Coding region: 7-1206 (399 amino acids)
Biological process (GO): protein phosphorylation
Cellular component (GO): plasma membrane
Molecular function (GO): protein kinase activity; ATP binding
Source: RefSeq, a predicted model, not a curated record